This is a messenger RNA of Eremothecium sinecaudum, 3951 nucleotides long. It is a transcript of the gene TUS1, whose product is annotated as Rho family guanine nucleotide exchange factor TUS1. NCBI's taxonomy places the organism in Eukaryota, Fungi, Ascomycota, Saccharomycetes, Saccharomycetales, Saccharomycetaceae. The record is from RefSeq and is a predicted model, not a curated record. The transcript has a single exon. The coding region runs from base 1 to 3951 and encodes 1316 amino acids. Gene Ontology annotation, molecular function: guanyl-nucleotide exchange factor activity.
AUGGGGUCUAGUAGAUCAUCAUGGGAUAAUAAUGAACAGGAAUACAGACCUAAUCUCCCUCAGCUGCCACCGCUAUUGACUAGAAACCUUUCUUCUAAUGGUCACCAGACACGAACAGGAUGGAAACCUAGUACUGAUGAGGAAGUACCUUUAUCACAAACUUCAAGCCAAGGGCCGUGGAGCGAGAAUGGGAGGUUUAAGAGGCCGAUAAUAUCACCAUUUAGUCCUGAAAAUGGAGUUGGGACUUUUCAGUCGCUUGAACACUCGUCUUCUGUGAGCUGUACUAGUAAGGAUGACUCCCUUAAGGUUGAUUCUAUAAACUCUACGGGAGAAUCAUCCCGAACAAGGCGUAAAAGUAUGGUGAAAGUAUAUCCUACUGAAUCUGAUGAAGAAUUACCUAUACCUACAACACCUGAAGGACCUCAGUCUAGCGUUUUUGGGUUGACAAGUAGCACUACGCCGGUAAUAUACAAUUCUCCGUUUGUUGGCGAUACUUCUUCAGAAUUCAUGAAAGCAAUUAAUCAUCAUCAUCAUACAGACAGCGCUGGUAGUUUUAGCACACCUGUAAGUGCUGAUGAUACUUUUGAAGACUUGUUGCCUCCACAGCUCCCUGCUCGUAGUGGCGCUGGAUUUGAUUGGCAACUGCCGUCGUGGAAAUCGUCCUUUGAGGACGUAGCAAAUAUCUCUGUACUUGGAACCCCACCACCUUUGCAUCCCCAGCAUCCUAACAGGUUGCGUAAACAUAGCGAUAACACUAUUACGGGCAGCAUUAGCAGUUACUACUCCAAUUCAAACUAUGCUUUCAAUGGGUAUCGUAGACAAGGAAGUUUUGGCUCUGUCAGCAAGGGUAUCCCAUUAGAGCAUGCACCCAAUGUUAUUGCACCUACACAGCUCUUUAGCAUUGAUCUCCUUGAUGAAAAAAAGCUUUAUCAGUGCUAUUGUGUGUACAAAUUGUCGGAUAUUUAUGAAUGGCUGCUCAAAAUCUACUUUGAGUGGUUUACAGAAUACAUUUUUGACAAGAUAGAGUUUAUUCAACUGGUUCAGCUGCUCCUAGAGUUCCAACUGCCUACCAACUAUGAACAAGACGUGAUAGAUAAAAACGUUGAUCGUAUUAUUGCGUCCCUAGUACAGCAGGGUGCGGUUAGGUUUGAAUCAAACCUGGAACCACUGGCAGGAGAGUAUACCGUUAUUGUUUCUGGGCUUGAUAUUAGAGGAAUUUUUACCGAAAUUUUACCAUGCUACUCUUACGACCACAAGAGAGAUAUGGUAACGGAUCAGCUUUACUCAUGCCACUGUAAUAGUUGUCCCUUGCAGUUAGCGAAUAGAAAGCGCCGUGGCAUCCAAUUGUCAGAUGUAAUAAACAAGUCCGUCGGGUUAUGGACCGAUUAUUGGAACUUAACUGAGGAGGAUUUAGCCGAUAUUAAUCCUAAGGAAAUAAUGAGACAAAGUUUCAUAUUUGAUCUGAUAAUUUUAGAAGAGCGUACUCUAAAUAUGGCAAAUGCUGCUAUUGAGAUAUACGGGAAGAGAUUCUAUUCGGACUUGUUACCAGAUGACAAGAAUAUUAAGGCCCUAGCAUUUGAUAUCUUUCACCCUCUUAUUGAACUACACAAGGAUUUUUUAUUGGCACCGAUAUUCUCGAAGCUUGAAUCUAAAGGUAAAUUCAUAGACGGCGUUGGUCGCAUAUAUUACAAAUGGUGUCAUGAGGCAGUGACUCCUUAUUUACAAUACGCAGAAUCAAUGGCAACGGUGCACGAGGUUAUCAACUGGGAAAAAAGUCACAACACUAAGUUUGCCGAUUGGUUGAAGGAGGUGGACGAGUCUCCUGAAGUUACAAGAACUAAGCUUUAUCAUGACGUGGUUUUCUUUGGAGGUUUUUUCAAAUCCCUUCAAAAUAUUCCCGUGACUCUUAGGUCUAUCCUGAAAGUGACGGACCCAUCAAUAGACGAUUAUGAGCAUUUAGAAAUGGCGAUAACAGAAAUAGAGAAGCUAAAUGCACUCGUGGAUAAAACGCAUGGCGAAGCAGUGGACCAAAGAAAGUUAAACAGGUUAUCAAGACAGCUAAUAGUCGGUAGUAGCAGCACCACAGUAAGCUAUGUCAAUAUAAGCUCAGAAGGGAACGAAUAUUCUUUAGCCAAGGAAAAAUUGAAUUUGAAGUUAACUGAGAAAACUAGAAAGCUCUUAAAAGAAGGCGUCGUUUUCAAAAAGAGAGAACUAUGGCUCGAUCCAUUACCAACAUACGUGAUUUUAUUGGAUAAUUAUUUCCUAAUAACGGAGAUUGUAAUUAAAGGAUAUGACAAGAAAUAUAAGCUCUAUGAAAGACCUAUUCCAAUUGAUUAUUUGAGUUUAGAAACUAAAAAUGAUUUUGCUUCUCCUGCCAAAACAUCUCCUGAUAAGGAAUCUGCAUUGAACACUGAUAUGCAAAAUAUGCAGCUGAAUAUGCAUCCCCGUUCAUCAUCGUCAUCGGGAAAAGUAGCAACAAGCAAUAAUGGUUCGAAUAAUCUGCCAAUGUCCAAGUCAUUAAGCAAAUUACCGGUCAUCAAUAAUUCCGAAGCAGCUGACGAUAUUUCUUACUCAUUCAAGGUUCGGAAUACUGCAACAAAUGAAUCAUUCAGCUUUUUGUUACCGACGGCGGAAGAACGAGAUGCCUGGAAAACUGCUAUUGUGGAGAGUGUUAGGCGCCAUACUAGUAGUAAUGACCGCCAAAUCUUUAAGUUAUCGUUUCUUACAGAUUUAUUUUGUUAUGACGAAAGACAAGCGCCUACAAAUUUGCAUGUUGCCCCAGAAGGUUCUGUUAUUGAUUUAGCGCUUAAGUCGCAUCAGUCUUCGGAACACAGUUCUGAUUCUCUAAUAAUGGCAGACGUCAAUUGCUGCUGUACAUUUAACACUGUAUCUCGGUCAUAUGUACUGUGUGGAUCUAAUCGUGGCUUAUUUGUCGCUACUUCUGAUAAAACCACAGUUUGGAAGUUAAUAUUAACAUUACCGAAAAUAACACAGUUGGAAAUUAAUGAGAAACUAAAUCUGCUGUUUGUACUCAGUGACAGGAAGUUGUGUUACUUCAGUCUUCCAAACAUCAUCGGCGCUUUUCAUGAUUCUACGUAUUUGCCCCAAGGCAAAUUAGCUGGAAUACUCUUGCGUGAUAAAGUGACCUUCUUCCGUGUGGCUGAGGAUUUUUGCAACUUCAGACAAAUAUUUUACGAGAGGAAGGGCAAGAUUGUUAUUCUAACUCCAGAAUUGGAUAAAAUUACAUCGAGAUUCAGGUUUUUCAAGUUUUAUAAGGAGUUCAAGAUUCCAGCCAACAAUACAGCCCUAUUGUCUUCGGAAAUAGAGGAUAUCGUGAUUUUUAAAAUGAGCUUUAUGGUCUGCACUUCGAAGGGCGUUAUUUUGUUUAAUGACUCGUUUAAUGACGAGGGGAUCGUACUGCCAAGUAUGCUAAACGACCCCGAAAUGAUGAACCCAACCAUAAACUUAUCCAGUAAUCCAUUCAAAUCCGAACGUGCUACAGGCUCCAAGAAGGAUUCUUCAAAACUUCGGAUGGCGGAGUAUGUCAGGCGAGAUAUAAUUUCCAACAAAACGAAACCUAUCACAUGCUUUCAGCUGAGUCAGAACGACUUUAUCUUGGUAUUCGAUGAGGCUGUCAUCCGUCUCAACCGUAAUGGAGAAAUUCCAAAAUGGAAAGAGGAUAUAUUGGUCCUUGACUUUUACUGUACAAGUGCCGCCAUGAAUAAUGAAUUCUUAAUACUGAUAGGCGAAAACCUAAUUCAAAUAUAUGACUUCAACUACACAGGGAAUAUUGUCAAUAACACUCUAAGCAAUUUGGCACCUGUCCAAAUCAUAAAGGGCAAGCGAAUAAGGCUUUUAUCCUCUAAGAAGGAUAACAACGCUGUUAUAGUUCUAAGCCAUCCAAAUAUACAAGGGCGUCAACUUAUAUUAGCAUUUGGUCUAGCAAGUUAG